Daldinia caldariorum is the source of this 1905-nucleotide messenger RNA. RefSeq names its product cytochrome P450. The transcript is spliced from 3 exons. NCBI's taxonomy places the organism in Eukaryota, Fungi, Ascomycota, Sordariomycetes, Xylariales, Hypoxylaceae. The coding region runs from base 105 to 1703 and encodes 532 amino acids. The record is from RefSeq and is a predicted model, not a curated record. Gene Ontology annotation, molecular function: heme binding; iron ion binding; oxidoreductase activity, acting on paired donors, with incorporation or reduction of molecular oxygen.
UAAGUUAGGUAGAUAGCCGGUCUGUUUAUUUCACUUGCUUUCAUGCUUCAGGAGCAUCGUUACUGUCUCAUAAGCACCGAUCCCUGAUAUAAGAGCUCGCAAAGAUGGAAGGCGUUCGACUAGUUAUUCUCUAUCUGGCUGUUCCUAGCCUCCUAUUUUCUGCCCUUCGCCAGAUCCUCUCUUGGACGCGAAAGGGCAAUGGAUCAACCAAGACCAUUCCUGGGCCUCAGCAAUUCCCUAUUGUCGGGAGAGUCCAUGACCUCGAUAGGUUUUGCAUGUGGAAGAAGUUCAAGGAGUGGGCCGAUAUAUAUGGCCCCAUAUACAGGACGAGCAUGCUGGGCCAGCAGUUUAUUAUCAUUUCGGAUCCCAAGAUCGCCGAAGAGCUUCUCGUCAAACGAGGCCACAUCUAUUCCGGCCGUCCUCAGAUUAGAGCUCUUUUCGACCACAAGACUGGGCCAGGUUACGUUGCAUUAAUGGAUAGGCACGACAUCUGGACUCGUCAACGGAAGUGGGUUCACGCCGCGAUGGCUGAUUUCCAUCGAGCCCACUUCUUUGGAGUGAUUGAGACGGAAGUUAAACGAUAUUUGGCCAUGCUUCUCCUCGAUCCUGCAAAAUUCCACGCUAAUGCACGGGAACAUUGCGGACGCAUAAUGAGCCGGCUAGCAUGGGACGAUGCAUCGCAGGGCAAGGAAAAUGGCGACAGUGCUGAUCGCACCCUGACGCAGAUGUCCGUGUCGGGACCGAUCGUUAACACGGUAACGCCCUUAUGGGCCAUACCUUGGGCGCUGAACCCGUGGAAGCAGUCGGAAAGGGCCCGCGAAGAUGAACAGCGAGCGUGGUGGCUUGGUUCUUACCAUACGGCGAAGAGAAGGCAUCUGAAUGGCGAGCUACCCAAAGACACGUGGUCCAGCCGGUACUUCACAGGUCUCCAGGAGCAAGGCAACAUCGGCCUGGAGCAGACCCCCCAAGAAGAGGAGUUCGCGAGCUGCAUGCUUGGGUUCCAGAACCUAGUGGGUGUCGUGACUAUUAGUGGGCCAAUGUUAUUCUUCCUAAUGGCUAUGCUGUUACAUCCCGAAUGGCAGAGGAAAGCCCAGGAAGAAAUCGACAGAGUUUGCGGUGACCGCAUGCCGACAACAGCGGAUAUGGCCAAUUUGCCUACGGUUCGAGCGUGUCUAAAGGAGACACUUCGAUGGCGAUCCGGUGUACCUCUCGGAGUGCCUCAUCAAGCGGAGCAAGACGACGAGUUCAGGGGCGAGAAAAUUACGAAAGGCACGAUAGUUAUGGCAUGCGAAUGGAGUAUGAACCGCGUACCGGAACAGUACCCAGAUCCCGAGAACUUCCACCCUGAGCGGUACUUAGAGAAGGAAUGGCCCACCUAUCAAGAGCCGCUCUCACGAUACCCAAAUUUGCGGGAAGGAAAAGGGAUGCACACCUUCGGAUUCGGCCGUAGGACGUGUCUGGGCCAGCACAUCGCAGACGACGAGAUGUUCGUCACGGGGGCGGGGGUCCUUUGGGGGUUCAACCUAAGUAAGAAGAGGUGUACUCAAACAGGUGAAGAUAUGAAGUUCGAUAGCGAGGCCACCAAUGCCCACGUUAUCUUGGAGCCUUUGCCGUUCCCCUGCGAGUUCCAGCCGCGAAGCACCGAGAGGGCGGCGCAAAUCCUGUCUGGGUACGCUGAGGUGCGGGAUCAGCUUAAGAUGUAGAUUAAGUUGUUAAGGGUACAUCGGAUGGAUAUUGAAAAGGACAUGAUUGGGUAUAAAUCGGCGGGUAGUUACAUUGAGGCAUCUAGGUUGAGCGUAGAGCGUUGGAAUAUACCAUUUACUUUUUCUCAUCCACUUCCACCUAAUGUCUCAAUAAAUUUGAAAACCUGUUUUUUACCAUUAUAAACUUCUUCAAGCCUUAUGC